CAGCCACCACGUUCGAACUACAUAUAUUCUUGGAUCUGUGCUGCGACAACUGCAACGCUUUAUGUUCAACUGGUAGCUACGACAUUCAACGACUGAUCCUUCCUUCAACUUCAACCAUUUCCCUCCUUCAUAUUCAUUCUAUGGCGCUGGCUUCACACGAGAUCGGAACACUAAUUGUUGUUGUCUUGAAAGCCAAAAAUCUGCCCAAUAAGAGGCAUAUAGGGAAGCAAGCGCCAUAUUGCUGCGCAUUCUUGAAUGAAGAGAAACGUCGCACAAAGGCAAUCAAGCGGGGCGGUCAGCAUCCAGAAUGGGACGAGGAAUUCCGCUUCACUGUAUACGAGGCCACCGACGAUGAGCUAGCAAUGAAUUCACAGUCGACGGACACACCACCGCGACCUCCGCCGAAGAGUCGAACUCCAAAGAAAAUAAAGGGCGGGAAUUCGAUGAGGGUUCAGUGCUAUGCAGAUGAUCCCCGUGAACCAGACUUGAUCGGAGAGGCAGUGGUCGACUUGACAGAAGUCCUCACAAAGGGAGAGACGGACGAGUGGUUCACACUCAUGAACAAGGACAAAUAUGCGGGGGAGGUAUACAUCGAGCUGACUUUCUGGUCAAACGAACCUCCUCCAGUGAAAAGAAGUGCGCCGAAACCAGCUGCCGGGAAUAGCAAUUACGGUGGUCCAGGGAAUUUCGUACCAGCCAAUGGCAGUACCUCUUCUUUGAACGGAUCCAGCGCACAUUCGACCCCUUCCCGACUUUCUCUCUCUAACAGCAACCUCGACAGUCAUCUGCCAUCUACUAUUCGUUCAUCACACUCGAGAGCAGAGCUCUAUGCACCGGCAUAUGAACAAUGGAACCGCGUAUCGCCAUCGCCCGUCGAUCAGCUUGCCAAUGAUUUUGGGGAAUUAGGUGUUAUGGAUCCCAGAAGGCGAGAGAGCUUUCCGCCCGCACAAACCAUACGUCCCUCAACGUCGACGGGCUUUAGUUCAUUGCCUUUGCAUACGCACUCAUAUGAUCAGCAUGCACUUGAUCACGAGACGUCGACGAUCUCGCACGAUGGAGGGAGAGCCGCUGCCACUUCAACAUCCAGGAUCCCUUCAGGUCCUGCUCCAUACUACCCUCCUUAUGAAAACGGUUUGACUGUCAACCAUCCUCCCCCUCCUCCAUCCCGACAAGGACACGCUGGACCGCGAUAUAGUCUGCCGGCUUCAUCCUCGGGCUUCAUGUCGAUACCAUCACCAGCUCCGUCUUUUGGCACAAUGUCGUCUUAUUCAUCGGAGCCAUCCGGUUUCUUAGUGCAGGAAAGACCUCCAUUACCGAUUCCUCCAUCUUAUGCUCCAGCUCCUGCCAGCUACUCGCCUCCUCACCAGAUUGGCCAUCCAUCCCACCCUCCUCUUCCACCGCCACCCGUCACACCCGUACCUCCCCCUAGUGCAUCUCAUCAUAUUUCACACUCAUUCAGCACUCCGCAAUUACACACUCACGACCAAUACCAAUAUUCAGAUUCGCAUGGACAAACUGUUGCCUUCCCGUCACAAGACUACCCAUCAUCAGCAUCAGGCCCUCAGACAUAUCACGCAUAUACUCCCACAACACCAUCACCACCUCACGAGUACGCAUCUACUCCCCAGCAUGUCACAGUAUCACGAGGUUCGAGACCACUACCUCAACCGCAGACGGCUAGCAACGCACCAAGAACUCGCCAUCUUUCCGUAGCUGUACCUCCGUCAUCAAGCUUCCCUCAGUCGCUGAAUGCACGUAGCCCUGUCCCCUCUAACAGCGCCAAUUUUCUCAACGGUUUGGCCUUCCAAAAUAUCCCUCCACCUCCACCGCUUCCGACGCAGUAUCAUUCCACCGCACAUCCCCAUUCUGGGCAUCCAUCGCCUCAAGGGGAACCGCAGAAUCCAGGCGGAGCAUCCUAUGCACCUCUGCCGACUCCACCGGCUCAGCCACACUCGAAUGCGUCCCCUGUACGGCCCGGCCUGCCGCAGCCCCCCAUGGGAUAUCAUCCAGUGCAGCCUGCAUAUCAGCCCCUCCCUCAGCCACCCCCGCCCCCACCCGACACGUCACGCCAUGGACAGUUUCCCCCUUCAUUAUUAAAUGCUCCGCCCGCCAAUCAUUCUUAUUUCCCUGGCCCACCCCCUCGGCCUCCACAGAUGGUUGAUCACUCACAUUGGGGUCACCAAGGCAGCUAUGGACAUCCAGCAUCCGCACAAGGAGACUGGCAAUAGUCGAAUAUCCGUAGUAAUCGCAGUAGCAAUGUAGACAUAAGUUGGACUGUAUAUCCUUUCAUUUUCUGAACAUCCACGGCACUGUCGCUCCUUAGGUACGCGAUACCUGUAGAAAAUUGCUGUAUCUCAAUUCAUCUAUAAAGUAAUAUUUGAUGCAAAGUCUGGAGAUAUCUUGAGUUGCAAUGGGGGCGUCACGAACGAUUCGCAUUGGCUUGUUCUUCCAGUCGUCGAGUCCUUUCUGCUCGCCACUUCGCA
Molecule: messenger RNA, 2483 nt
Organism: Suillus paluster
Lineage: Eukaryota; Fungi; Basidiomycota; Agaricomycetes; Boletales; Suillaceae
Exons: 5
Coding region: 141-2228 (695 amino acids)
Source: RefSeq, a predicted model, not a curated record